Messenger RNA from Larimichthys crocea (large yellow croaker), 6497 nucleotides. RefSeq names its product vestigial-like family member 4b (gene vgll4b). The coding region runs from base 428 to 1393 and encodes 321 amino acids. NCBI's taxonomy places the organism in Eukaryota, Metazoa, Chordata, Actinopteri, Sciaenidae. Gene Ontology annotation, molecular function: transcription coactivator binding. The record is from RefSeq and is a predicted model, not a curated record. The transcript is spliced from 5 exons. Gene Ontology annotation, biological process: negative regulation of DNA-templated transcription.
AGGCGCUCCAGGGAUUUAGCGAGCAUGCCCAGUGCGCCCCUCUCAGCAACAGAGGAAACCACUGGUGCAGCAUAGGAGUCAUACCAAGCAUAGCCUGCGUGUCAGUGCAGUCGACUUACAGCUGGCUGUGAGGAGAACUGACGCUACUCUUUUAGUUUUUGUUUGCUCUUUAUCACCGCGAUACGUGUAUUUCCCCACCAAAAAAAAAAAAGAAAGUCUUAAACUCACUGCGGAUUUCUGUGGGGGGUGUUUAUUUUAUUAAAGCAAAAAAAAACAUUUUUCUAGACUAACUAAAGUUGGAGGCUGGGCCUUUUUUUUUUUUUAGCUUUUUGACCGUCGCUUUUCGAGAGAGAAAGAGAGAAAGAGAGAGAGAGAGAGGAGAAAAGAGGAGUUUUUUUUUCUUGCCCCCGUAAAAAAACCUCGAUAAAUGCUACUAACGAAAAUGGACCUGUUGAACUACCAGUACCUGGACAAAAUGAACAACAACAUCGGCAUCCUCUGCUAUGAAGGUGAAGCAGCUUUGAGGGGGGACCCCAGACUCCAGUCCUUGUCUCUGUCCUCAUCUUCCUCCUCCUCAUCGUCCUCUUCGUCGUCAUCCUCUUCAUCUUCCAUCUCCUCCAUCUCCAGCCACAGGACAGGUCCUCCUCCCAUCAGCCCCACCAAGAGGAAGCUGAGUGGGGACCAGGGGGACAGCGACAUGGAUGACAACGAGCAUGUGGCAAAAAUGAGCCGACUGUUUGCUGCACAGCUGAAACCUAAUGGAGACUACCGCAGCUCCCCUGUCUCCAAGGACCGAAGCCGGAGCCCCAUCGAGCGUGUGGUGGUGCCCAGUGCUCUGGGAGUUCACAGCAACCACCUGUACAGCCAUGCCCACCACCACCAUCACCACCUGGCCAGCUUAGCCGGUAUGGACCAGCCACUGGCACUCACCAAAAACAGCAUGGUGGAGUCGGCACGUAGCAGCACAGCAACCAUGGCCACAGUGCCGCACACAGUCAGCGCCGUGGAGCGCCAGCAGAAUCGUCCUUCAGUGAUCACAUGCGCCCCAGCCAACAACCGCAACUGCAACCUGUCUCACUGUCCAGUCUCCCACAACGGCUGCUCAAGCCUCACUAACAACUACAGGAGAAUCAACACCAACACAGCAUGUGACCCGGUGAUCGAGGAGCAUUUCCGCCGCAGCCUCGGGAAGAACUACAAGGAGCCCGAGCCCACCGCCACCAACUCGGUGUCCAUCACAGGCUCGGUGGACGACCACUUCGCCAAGGCGCUGGGCGAGACCUGGCUGCAGAUUAAAAACAAGGGGAGCCCCUCAUCGUCCGGCAGCAGCCCAAACUCCUCCCCUGACAGUCACAUGGUCAAUCACAACCACUCUCCUUCUGUGGUCUCCUGAAGGAGGAGGGGUUUAAGAGGGAUUUGCCCCCGUUUCCCCAAUCCCUCCCAACCACCCCCAGCUCCAACACCCAUGCCCCCGUCACUUUGGUCUGUCACCAGCAUCCCUGAGGGAAUGCCUGCCUGCUGGUCUGCUCAAAACAUCCAAAACCCUGAAGCCUGCUCUCUCUUUCUAUGCAGGAGGAUCAACCAAGCAAUAUAACAACAUGGUGUUUUUUUUGUUUUGUUUUUUAUCCUUCUGUGCUCUGGUGUGGCAAUGCCAGACAAUAAUCAGUAAUGAGUGAUGAGGGUUUGACUUUGGGACUUGAGUGGAGCAUCGAGCUGCUCCUUCCAAUCAUUCACCAUCCCUGCAAGCUUGGAGCUGAGCAAGCAUCUGUAGUUAUAUGUACAUAAAGAGAGAGAGAGAAGGCGGUGUUUUAAUUAUUAAUUUUCUUCUUUUUUGUUUGUUUGUUUCUUUAACAGUAGUUUUGUGUACUGCUUUUGCGUUACGAGAUGCCCGACAUUUGAAAGAAAAGAUAAGUGAGAAACACUUAAAGUCAUCACAAACCACCUGACUGUGCUACCAAAGAAACCUCAGACACUGAUGCUUAUCGACGCUCACCUAAAAAAACAAACAACAAAAAGCCAUUCGGUCUCUCCUCCCUCUGUUUUUAAUCUGUUCUCACUCUCUCGCCUUCUUUCUCUGUUCCUCUCUGUCCUGUGUAUGAGUUCUGAUGGUUUUGUUACUGUAUGUGUAUACUUUGGUGAUCGACUUGGUCUGAUUUGCACUACUGCCGUAGAGGGUAAAGGGUGGCAUGUCAAUACUGUAAUCUGGCACUGCACACACUGGGGCUGAUAAAGCUGAUUUUGAUGCAAUCUAGUAUAAUCCAGCUUUUGUUGGAACCUCUAUUUCAUCUCCCAUUAACAUUUUUCUUUUCUUUUGUUUGUUGUUUUUAAUCUACAAGCCACACUAUUAUACAUCGUUUGUUUUUUGAAAAACAGAAAACACAUAGCAGUGGGGCUGGGCAGUUUAAAAUGAUAAGAGAUAUGCAAAGUAAUCUGAAUUUGGACACCACGUGUUCAUUGUGCAAUUGCAGUGCUUGCAUGGUAAGAGAAGGUGGGUGGAAUAAAAGGUUGCUUGUAUUGACACAUUUGGCAACCACUGUCUCAAAACAAGACGUGUCCAAACCAUUGAUGAAUUGGAUAAUAGGAUAAAAAGGAUAUAAAUGAACAAGUAAACUGUGGGAGAAACUGGCAGCAACUCUGAAAAGUGUGAGAAGAAAGCAGCAAAUUGUUAUGUGGAAGUCCAAAUAUUUGGGAAGAAGAAAGACACAAUUUAAAUGAAUUCCAUAAUUGACACAAACAAGAAAACUGGAGUAGGAAUUAUGCGACUAUGGUGGUAAGAAUUUGUUCACCCACCUUUUUUUCCACUGUGUAAAUGUAGCAGAAAAUGUGUAUAACAUAGUGGCUACGUUCAAAUCAAAUCAGAUUUUAUUUGUAUAGCCCAAAGUCACAAAGUACAUUUUCCUCGGAGGGCUGUCCUUAGACCCUCGGUUCGAGUGAGGAAACUAUUUAAAAUAUAGUGAGAUACGAACCCGCCCAGACCUACGCCAGCUCUUACUGCAUAUCCUGAGCAACAACACAUAGAUCCAAUUAGUAAAUUAAGUGGUGUUGAUUGGUGUCUGUAAAGAUAACUAUAUUGUUGCCCCAACAAAAACAUACAAAACAAACAGUGCCAAAUCGUCGCAUUUCAUUUCACAAGCACAGUCAGGUUAUGGAGUCGGCUCACUGUGGUGCUGACGGACAUCACAGCCAUCAUGAGAGGAGAUCAGGACUGACUGACGGUUGUUCGAGGUUGUGCUCUGCUGAACAAUGUGCUUUGAUGUGGUUCACGGGCUUAACUGCUGACAGUGAUGAGGGGAUGACGCUGCAUGUCACUUUGUGGUUGGAAAAAAAAACAGAAACAAAAUGUCUGGUUUCUAGACCGGGGGAGAGAAGAUUAUUCAGAUCUCUUCAAACACACCUUUUGUUUUUUGUAACUCUUUGAACACAGGUGUAAUUAUAUCCGGCUCACACCCCGCUAUCCCUCCCUCUCCUUACACACUGUGGUUUGAUAGAUUUCUACAAGGUUUGAAGGGUAAACUAAUGCUUUUACAGAUGCAUGUCUUUUUUUGUUUGUUUUGUUUUUAAUAGCUGGUAUCUAUUAAUGUUUUAAGCAUUUCAAUCUUAACUACUAUUAGCCUUUUCAUUUGGACGUUAGUUGUUACUUCUUUCAUUGUCAGUAACAGACAUAGACACUAUACACUCACUGCUGGGUCAGUUGUACUCCAUAUUAUUAUUGUUAUUGUUAUUAUUACAGUUUUGUAUUUUUGUUUUCCAUUAAUAUCAGUAUGGUAACAAACAUCUAUAGUGGGACAGCCUCCGGACAGGCUCUGUUUAACGAUGAGAACUGGGUCUCUCAAAUCCAACCUCGACACGCCUGAACCGAUCAGCUCAUUCCCACAGCAGAGCAGCGACGGCUCUAGUGUCGAGUUGGCGUUGGGAUGCCCAGCCCGCGUAAAGGUUUUCUUAAGAUGUUGAUCCAUCGGUGGUACAGGAUGCUACAACCUUCAGCGUGACUGAGCUGAGACACCAAAUUGGCACACAUUAGUCAGCAGGGCCUCAUUUUCCCAGAAAAGCACAUCAGCCUGAGAUAAAAUGUACUUAAUUCUUAUGAGUGUUUGGCUUUAUCCACAAAAGUACAUUACAGAGCACAGGCUCACACUGCGAUGCUUCUGGGAAACAAGGUACUCUUAAUAAUAAGAGCUUGUGAUGGCAGCUCUCAAACAUCUUGCUGAUGUACGAGCUAACAAAGAUGAUGGCAAGUAAAAUACAACACUGAGCUGAUAAUUGGUCUGUAUUUAUGGCAUGAUGUCACAGCUCUUUGAACCAUCAUCAGUUGAUCUUUUGUGGCCCGAUUUGGUGUCCAGACCUUUUUGUUGUAUUUCAGUGCUUUCUUUUUCUGAACAGCAUUGUAUUGUCGCUGCAGUUAAGCUAGACUGCUGCAGUCUGAGAAAAUGAAUUUAACUCUGUAAAGGAGCCUGCGCCAAGAUGGCAUACAUUCCUCCAAUAGGGAACUUUGUACACACUCAGUAUCUCCAUAUCAACACACAGAGCUAAUAACCAGCCGACUGUCCCGGAGUUCCUUGCCGAUAGGGUUUUCAUGCGUCUUCAUCGGAAAUACCAGGUGUCCACUUUGUUUUGUUUUUUUGUCUUUGCAUCAAGCAAAUUGGCCAUAUUCAUAUAGUAUGAAAGGAACAAACAAGUAUUUCUGCCAUAACAUUUUUGAGGACAUUCGGAGCAUAGACUUUAGAGAACCGGGAUUAACAGCUGUUAUUUAAAAAAGUAGAGAAAUGUCUCUGAGCUGAGGUUUAAAGGUGACGAGGUUCAGGUUUGUUUGGUUUUGUACGAUCCGUCACGAGCCCUCCGUGUCCUCGAAUGUCCACACAUUCCAUCCUCAACUGUCAGAACUGACGGCGACACAGAAAUUUGAAUCAUAACGCAACUGCCAGUGAAUUAUAUACCUUAACAAAUGAGUAGUUUACGAUCUAAACGAGCUUUCUGUGACAGGUUCAGAGUGGUUUGGAUGAUGAUAUUUAGCAGGCAGGUGUUUUUUUUGUUUUUGUUUUUUUGGGUGGGGUCGGGGGGCGGCAGAGCUUCAGGAGCUGAGCUUCUGUAAACACGACCUGUGUGUGCCAGGAGACGUUCAGCUGCCACUGGAAGUCUUUUGAAGGUCUCACAGCGAUGCCUGCCCCCCUCCUCUCAGACUAAGUUGACCUUGAUUUAGGUUGGAUGUAGAACAUGCUAGAAAACACGAGGGAAAAGGGCUCAGUGUCCAGAGGAUUUUGUUUUUCUAUUAUUAUUCUUUCUCAUUAUCAUUUCACUACCACCUUGUAGGUAGGAGGCUCUCUUUCUGCUUCGGCACACACUCCCUACACACUGUAGGAAAAUCACUUAAUAAAAAAAAAAAAUACUUUUUUUUUAUAAUAGGUAACUAUAAGACCAUCAUUACGCUGUGCGUAACGAAUGUACAGAGAAAAAAAUCGUAGGUAUUUUUUGAGGAACAAUUAAUUUGUUAAUGAUAUGUAGCUAUUUAAUUGUUGGUUUUCCCUGUCCUUAUAUUGUAAUCAUUGCAUUUUCUUUUUUUUUUUUUUUUUUAAAAAAGUUGAUCUUUUUUGUUUAUAGAGUUUGUCUCGUUAGAGUAAAGGUUCAAGUGCAGGAACACAGCAAACGUAUGAAACCACAAUUUAGCCACUGGUGUGUCGGUGACAAUCGCUACUUCCAUUGGUCCCCGAAAUUCUGCAACCAUUUAACUUGUGUCCGAUCAUGUGACCUCCGAGACACCUGAACAAAAGUUUCACUUGUGUGAGCAAAAAGAGGUCGUCCUGUUGGAGGCCUCCCAAUUUGUUGCAUUGAUGGAACACAAUCAUUUCGCCACUAGCCCAGUGAGUCUUGCCGGCCGUUUUCAGAUUAUUUUAAAAAAUAACAUUAAAAAAAUCAGUCAUGGGCUAGCAGGCAGAUCAAAUUUCUACCACUGCAUGUAAGCAAUAUAAAUUGUGGGUUUUGAAGGUCUUUUCAUGGUCCACAGAUGAGAACUGAGCUACAAGUAAAACCAUCAGUCCACAUCAGAACAAACACUGAAGCUUAACUUGAGACAGCGUUUUCAUUUAUACUUUGGUUCAUCUGCUUUGUUGCCAGUCAGCGAGGCUGAGAUGAUCGAAGUAGCAAGUGAGCUUUGGGGAUGUCAUCCUUAUAUCUGAUGUUGCUGUUCUCAUCUGUGGAAGCCAUUUAUUUUAUACAGCUGUAAUCAAGUUAAACAUAAAAAAAAAAAGUGCAGAUAAAUCAAAGAGGCGUUGGUCUUUACUCUGACUUUACCACAUUUUCCAAGUCCUUUUUGAAGUGGAAGUAGCAUGUACUUAGUGGUAGUAAUACUCUGAACUGUAAAAAAAAAAAAAAAAAAAAAUUUGUAUCAAGAAAACAACAGUCAAUUUGUGGCUCUGUGUCUCCUCCUACUAAAAAGGUUUUGGCAGGCCACCUUUUUUGUACGUAAAGUAGCCUUGAUGAACAAUAAAAUGCUUUUAAACCAC